ACACCCUAACAAAUGCAAAUGAACAUCGAUAUUAAUACUUUGUGGGUUUUUUAUAUCUACGUUCUAACAUCCUUAGCCCAAGAAGACGCCCAUUGCACAUCAAUGUGCAGCGGAGCUGACUGUAAAAGUCAGUGUAAAGGGCGCAUGGCCAGUGCAUCGUCAACAGGAUUCCAUUCACAAGCAUUGGCUACAGGGGAUCUUUCAACAGUAGAGUGCCAAGGUCCUUUUUGCAAUGCUGAGUGUACCGGAGAGUUGAACGUUUGCAUGUCAAAAUGUGUCGGUCGCAUUUGCACAUCUCAGUGCAAAGCAUCAGCGUGUGUGUCCAGUUCUGAAGGUCAAAGUGCUUCCUCACAUUGCUUUGGACCUAAGUGUCACAGCAACUGCACGGGGGAAGGCUGCGUAGCCACGUGUGUUGGAGCCAACUGUAUUGCCGAGUUCCGUGAGCCAAAAAAAGGCCCAGCAUACAUAAUAGACACCGCUGCGUAUCGCUCCUAUACAUUUUAAAGGGAACAAUGUCCAUAAUUGUGAAAUAUAAAUAUAAUAAUACGAAAAAUAAAUUGCGAUUUUGUAAACUUCGAACUAAAGAAAAGGAUAAA
Messenger RNA from Hyposmocoma kahamanoa, 596 nucleotides. RefSeq names its product keratin-associated protein 5-4-like. The record is from RefSeq and is a predicted model, not a curated record. Bases 13 to 504 code for a protein of 163 amino acids. The transcript is spliced from 15 exons. NCBI's taxonomy places the organism in Eukaryota, Metazoa, Arthropoda, Insecta, Lepidoptera, Cosmopterigidae.